This is a messenger RNA of Dermacentor andersoni, 879 nucleotides long. NCBI's taxonomy places the organism in Eukaryota, Metazoa, Arthropoda, Arachnida, Ixodida, Ixodidae. The record is from RefSeq and is a predicted model, not a curated record.
GAGUACUGAUUACUUCAUCCUUAAAAGGAAAGCGACCUGUUAAUAGAUAAGAUAAUUUGGAUAAUAUUUAGCUUGCUUUAUAUGUGCGUGUAUUUCUCUUAAAGCUCUCAGGAAAGUAACCGGCAUCGAUAGUAAGCAAUGUGCAUUGCGAGCAUGUACAAUGCGGGUGCGUGCCGUUCAAUAACAGUUCUAGUGCUCGCACUUCUCUGCAUAAGAGUGAGUGCCAAUACCAGUUACCGCGAAACAGAUGCAAGAAAGGUGCUACAUCCUCCACAUGACUACUGGCUUUUGAGGCGAAGCCAUAAUGCGAACACUACCUUUGCGACAACGAAGACCUGCGUUCAGUUAGAAUACAUCGACAUGAAUGAGACAGCUGACUUAGCUAUGCUGGAUGCUCGCAAGAGCGGUAACGAAGAAUGGAGCCCUGUCAUGUAUAUCGCCUCCGCAAUUGCUGGGAAUGAAAACAAAUACGAUAUUCUGCAAUUCAGUCCAUUUGAAGACGACAGCAAUGCAGAAAUUGUCACCUUUAAUUACCAAGUCCUACAUGUGGCGCAGAACAGCUGCUACAUAGUGGCGAGGCUCGAGGGAAGCAGCGACACACUUCCUGAACAUGAUAAUAAACGGGUGCACAAUUGUGAGCUAUGGGUGAAAAAAGAGAAGUAUACUCCAAGUGAAAGCAGCAGUGUCACUGCCGACAACAGAAAGAAAUGCAUUCGUCAAUUUAGAGAGUUGUGUUCGGUUGGUAACAGACUAUAUUCUAAACGUGCUUGUGAAAGCUAGCAAAAUUUAUAAAGAGACGCCGCCAUCAAGUCGAUGAUUUAUUUUUGGCAUGCCGAAUAGAGCCUGGUUCUACUAAUAAAAGGCAAUUACUGAUUUUGA